CUUUGUAGGCUGUUUUUUCUUUCUUUCUUUUUUGGAGGGGGUAUUGUUUUUUUUUUUCUUCUCUUUUUUCUUUUUAAAUUUUCUCCGGUUGUUGGAUUUGAAGGGCCCAAAAUUCAACAAACAGUGGUUAGUGUAUUAUCUGCUUUCUCUCUGACUUCUCUGACUUCCCACCAUCAUCCACUCUUCAGCUCCUGCUUCUCCAUAAUUGAACCUCCCUCUUCAUAAUCUAGUCCCCAUGUAUAUUUCCAUUUUAUAUCCUCUGGCCUCUCUCCAUUUGUGGAAAAAAAACUAGGAAACCCAAAGCAAUAUUGCUGAAGAAUAGGUCUGCACUCUGAGGAAUACUAGGUUGAAAGCUAGCUAACCACCGGUUAACAGCUGCCCCUAUUAUACUAGGCGUUUGGUGGCUGCUUGAGAUCAAGGAAACAACCUCAUCACUACUCUACUACUCUACUGAAACAUGGAGCCACCAAACUAUAAUGUUGAAUCCGAAGAUGAAUCUGAAGUCAGUAGCCAAGUAGCGUCCAAUGUAUCCAUCCAAGAGACUUCCUCUGAUCCCUCCAAGGACAGCACUACGACAUCAUCUUGCCUCACAAAUCUUAUAAAGCUUCAGCCAGACCAAGGGUCUGUUUCUCUAGACUUAACUCUAUGUUUCAACCCCAACGACACCAAGUUGAAGGGCAUGGGUGAGAGUAGCAGUGAUGCAGUGGCUCAGGCUCCAGUGGCAACGGCCCCAAAGGUUUUCUCUUGCAAUUAUUGCCGGCGCAAGUUCUUCAGCUCACAGGCAUUGGGUGGCCACCAGAAUGCACAUAAGAGAGAAAGGACACUGGCAAAACGGGCCAUGCGGAUGGGAAUGUUCGCAGAUAGAUACACUAGUUUAUCAUCUCUGCCCCUUCACGGUUCUGCAUUCCGGUCCCUUGGGAUUGAAGCUCAUUCCUCAAUGCACCAAAGAAUGGUACCGCUGGAAAGGCCUGAUACAAGGGGCGGAGCAAGGUUUGAGCAAGGCUAUUACGGGCUGCCAGUGUUCAUAGAAGAUGAAGAAGCAGAGCUGUUUUGGCCUGGGAGUUUUAGGCAGAUAGGUGAAAGAGUUGGAGGCAGUGCAAUUCCUGAAUUGUCUCAAGGUCCCAAUAUAAAUUUUGUACCAAUGGCUCCCCCACCAACCACAGAUUCGUCUUCACCUGAUCUCACUUUAAAACUAUAAGAUUCUUCCCCCCUUUUUUCCUUUCCUUCAUUUCCUCUGGACUCAUUACUCCUCACAGGGUUCACUUUGUACAGCGAGAUAUGCUCGAGGCAUGGCGGCUACCCUCGGAUUUUCCUCUCUCUUUUGUUUCUUUAACUUGUUUUCUUUUCCAAUGAUGUGCUGCGGUUGAGCUAGUAAGUUGUAUGAGAAGUUUCUGAGGAUGAAUUUUAUUGCCAGAACUUACCAUAGUAUUGAUUACUUACAGAGUGACUUGGGUAGGAAGACUUGGUUCUGCACUUCGUUCUCUUCCACAUAUAUCCUUGGUUUAUGGUUU
Messenger RNA from Vitis riparia (riverbank grape), 1511 nucleotides. Its product is annotated as zinc finger protein 4-like. Bases 458 to 1198 code for a protein of 246 amino acids. NCBI's taxonomy places the organism in Eukaryota, Viridiplantae, Streptophyta, Magnoliopsida, Vitales, Vitaceae. The record is from RefSeq and is a predicted model, not a curated record. The transcript has 2 exons. Gene Ontology annotation, biological process: negative regulation of abscisic acid-activated signaling pathway.